AUCCCAACCUCCACGAGAUCCCCAUAGAGUGCCAUCUUCGUGUGAGUCAGGUUCAGAAACACAGAAAACAAAGCGGAAAGGGAGAGGUUCAGACAAGGGAAACAACAUUAUGUUAGCCGUAGCUAAAGAUGGAAAGAUCAAAGUUCAAUUUGAUUCGGCAAGGAAAACAUGGAAGGCAGUAGGGCCAAAAGCUUCUUGGUGGUCAAGCGCAAUAGGCAUACACACUCGGGACUGUUGUGAUCCGUUCUACGAUAAGUGGGACGAUGUUCCAGCCUGUCAAAAAGCUAUGAUUCGACAUAGGAUGUUGGACUGGUUUGAGUGCGAUAAUGACAAGCUUUUUGAUGAAGUAUUGAUUCGAGAUGCUCGAGAGUCCUACAACGAUUGGAAAAGUGAUUUAUCUGUUUAUUUCAAGAACAAAGGAGGAAUGCAAGCUAAGAGACCUAUAAAUGUACGAAGUGAUGAACAAUGGCAGAAGUGUUGCGAGAGAUUCAAUUCUACAAAGUUCAAGGAAAUUUCUUCGAAAAACCUACAAAAUAGAGAAGCAAGUGAUGAUAAAAGUGGACAUGGGAGAAAAUCAUAUGCCCAAUACAUGCACGAAAAAGAUGAUCCAGAAACUGGUGAGCAGUACUCAGCUCUUGAAAAUUGGAAAGAUCAACGUUUGACUCGUAGUGGCGAAUGGAGAACAAAAGAAGCACAUGAAAAAUAUACUCAAAUGAGUGAAGAGUACCAAACACAGCUAGGACAAACAGGGUCAUCAUCUUCAAUAAAUGAGAUUGAUAUUAUGCAUCGGAACUUGAGAAGAUAUCGCGGACGCCAAAGCGGAGUGGGUCCUACCCUAUCAAAGGGUGCAUCUCGACGAAUGGAAGAUGGCGCUACUUCAACGUUCCAAGACCACCGGGAUGUUCAAAUAAGUGAAUUGAAGGCAAAUCAAGAGUUGAUGCAAGCAAAUCAGGAGUUGAUUCUUCGUGCCCUACAACAAUUUAUUCCUGGCUUUCAACUUCCUUCACACAGCUCCG
This is a messenger RNA of Cuscuta epithymum, 1016 nucleotides long. NCBI's taxonomy places the organism in Eukaryota, Viridiplantae, Streptophyta, Magnoliopsida, Solanales, Convolvulaceae. The record is from the annotation of a GenBank genome assembly.